Messenger RNA from Mirounga angustirostris (Northern elephant seal), 610 nucleotides. RefSeq names its product plasmolipin-like. Gene Ontology annotation, cellular component: membrane. The record is from RefSeq and is a predicted model, not a curated record. Gene Ontology annotation, molecular function: structural constituent of myelin sheath. Gene Ontology annotation, biological process: myelination. NCBI's taxonomy places the organism in Eukaryota, Metazoa, Chordata, Mammalia, Carnivora, Phocidae. The annotation marks the transcript as partial. The transcript has a single exon.
GGGAGGGGCAGUGGCAGCGGCUGGAGCCAGGACAGGAGGUGAGUGGAGCCCCAAGGCUGAGUUCGCAACGAAAAUGAGCACACAGAGCAGCUGCCCCUGGCAGGGGGCAGGCGCCUCAGUCUCCCCACUGCGCCCGGACCUGGGCUUCCUCUGCUCCAGGCUCCAUGUACUUGCACUGCUGCAGCAGGUGCUGGGGCGGCUGGUGUGGGCCCUGAUUGCCCAACGGUACCACCUGUACCUGGCCUAUGGCUGGGUCAUGUUCAUUGCUGUCUUCCUCUGGCUGGUGACAAUUGUCUUCUACAUCCUCUGCCUGUUUCAGCUGCAUGUGAGGUUGUAUAUGGUGCCCCGGCCGCUGGUGUUAAAGAUAUUUAAUGUGGGCACCACCAUUCUUGACAUUACGGCCUUCAACACCUGCUCUGCUGUCCUUGAGCUGAGGUUCCUGAAGGGCACCCUGCUGAAUAACCAUUGUACAGUUCCCUCUUUCUUCGCACGUUUAGUGAUGAUUGCCCAUGGAGUGAGUGCUUUCUUCAGCUUCCAGGCCUGGCAGGGCAUGGGCAGAAAUGCAGCCACCAGUCACCUGGCUGGUGGCUACACCCAGACCCUGCCAUAG